AAGGAAGGGAAGAUUGCUACAGUCACUUCCUGUCCUGUCUCUUGCCCCAGCAAAGUGGCCUUUGUCUUUCCCAAACAGCUGUCUCUGCAGCUCCGGUGAGGAUCUGUCUUUUUCAGGUAUCUGAAGACACUUCGGUGUGUCAUCUGCAAAUCUGAUGAAGAAUCCUUCCAUCCCUCCAUCUAAGUUGUUGAUAAAAAUGUCAAAGAGUACAGGGCCCAAGAUGGAGCCCUGGAGCACUUUCAUAUUUAAGUAGUAUAAUAUUUCACAUACAGAACAACCUCUUGGCUUUGCAUGACUUGGGUUUAAGCAGGCUUUUGGUUAAUGGGGAGAGAGUGGCAGAAGGCAAAGUGAAUCUUUGGCCUGGCUGGAAACUGUCUUGGAGUACAAAGCAAAGAUGGAAAAAGACGACUCAGCUGGCUCUGAAGAUGGAAAAGGCCCUGAUGCCCUUAAGGCUUGGAGCAGUGGGGAAUUCUGGAGAAGAACUGAACAGAAGGUCCUGGGUGAGGACACCACCAGCUCAGAUGUCCAGUGCCAGCAUUUCAGGCAGCUCUGCUACCAGGAGGCCGAGGGACCCCGAGAGAUUUGCAGCCGACUCCACAACCUUUGCUGUCAGUGGCUGAAGCCAGAAAGACACACAAAGAAGCAGAUGCUGGACCUCGUGAUCCUGGAGCAGCUCCUGACCAUCCUACCCCCAGAGAUGGAGAGCUGGGUUAGAGAAUGUGGAGCGGAGACCAGUUCCCAGGCAGUGGCCCUGGCAGAAGGCUUCCUCCUGAGCCAGGCAGAGGCCAAGAAGCAGGAAGAGCAGGUUCAGGAUCCCACUAUGAAAGUGGCCACUAAUUUUCCUAAAGCAGAGAAGGCUCCAUCAGACCCCAGACAGAGACCACUGUUCAAAUGGAUCAUGCAGGAGAGAGACGAAGGCACCAUCUCACUGGGCAGUGGAAUGAUGCCCGCGGUGCGUCCCAGCUCAUCUCUUCCUUAUGCUGGAGUGGAAGCAGCUUCUGUGCACUCUGAACAGGGUCUGGUAACCUUUGAAGAGGUGGCUGUAUAUUUCACAGACGAGGAGUGGACUCUGCUGGACGUCGGCCAAAGAGCCUUGCAUGUGGAAGUCAUGGAGGAGAAUUGCGGGACGGUGGCCUCUCUCGCAGGUAGUGGCUGGGAGGAUAAGAAUGUGGGAGAAUUGAAUGGAGUAUUCUUUGAAAGAGCUGAAUGUAAAGAGGAGAAAGAGCAGAAGAGGGAAAGCGGAACGAAACAGAAGAGGAGGAAUAAAUCUUCUGCUUGUCAAGCUGAGAGCCUCCAUGAACUCUCAGUUGCAGGAAAAACCAACACAGGGAAAGAAAACAGUAAAUGCCCUGUGUGUGAGAAAAUCUUCAGUUCUAAAUCAAGCCUUAAUGCUCACUUGAAAACGCACAUGGAGGAGAAACCUUAUAAAUGUUCAGAAUGUGGAAAGAGCUUCGGCCAGAAGAAAGCACUGAUUAGGCACCACAGGAUCCACACAGGGGAGAAACCAUAUACUUGCUUGGAGUGUGGGAAGAGCUUCUGUCAGAGCGCAGCACUAAUCACGCACCAAAGAAUCCACACUGGGGAGAAGCCGUACACUUGCACAGAGUGUGGGAAAAGUUUCUGCCAGAAAACGACACUAAUUAGACACCAAAGAAUCCACACCGGCGAGAAGCCAUACGCUUGCGUGGAGUGUGGCAAAUGUUUCAGUCACAGAUCACAGCUUACUUCUCAUCACAGAAUCCACACCGGGGAGAAACCGUUUAAAUGCCUGGAGUGUGGGAAAUGCUUCAGUCAGAACACAAACCUUACUUUGCAUCAGAGGACCCACACAGGGGAGAAACCAUUUAGAUGCUUGGAGUGCGGGAAGUGCUUUGGUCAUAGCACAACCCUCACUGCACAUCAGAGGACCCACACGGGGGAGAAACCGUUCACAUGCUUAGAGUGCGGACAGAGUUUCUCUCAGAACUCGGGGCUUAUUUACCAUCAAAGGACCCAUACUGGGGAGAAACCAUAUACCUGCCUGGAGUGUGGGAAGAGUUUCAGCACCAGCACCAGCCUUACUUCGCAUCGAAGGAUCCACACAGGGGAGAAACCAUAUACUUGCUCCGAGUGUGGGAAGAGCUUUAGCACGAGCACAAACCUAUCUUCCCAUCAAAGAACUCACACAGGGGAAAAACCAUACAAAUGCUCAGACUGUGGAGAAAACUUCCGGAAGAAAGCCCACCUCCUGAGACAUUACAUGACACACACCGGCGAGAAACCAUACAAGUGCCCGGAGUGCGGGAAGAGCUUUAGUGAGAAGAGGAACCUUGUUUCUCACCAAGCAGUCCACACAGGGUGUUGGAAGGAGGACCCCAUAAGCAGUCACUGGGUUCCUCCUCCUCUUGCUUCAGAGGUGGCCCCCAUUUCCCAGAACUCCAGUUCUUCUCAGGCCCUCCUGAGUCAUAAUUCCAACCAAGUAGAAAGUUUGGAGUGCUUUACUGUAUUUCUGAAUGAGCAGAUGCCAUUUGUCCAAACUACAAAAUGAUUGGUUGCAAGUAAGGUAACCCACAAGUACAUAUGACCAACAGCCAGUUCAGAUUAUCCUUGGCUUCAGCGCAUGACAGGGUCAGGGCUGUGCCAAGAGCGCACCUGUCCUGAUGUUGCUGCAGGAUGUCCCAACACUCUGAUGGGUCAUCCUUUAAUUGAAUGAUUGGGAUGUUCAUCUGUAUCCCCCAUCUACACAAGCUCCAAACUGGGUUUUGAAGUAUGUGUAGAGGGGCAAUUAAAGGAUGCCUUGGUGGGAUGUUGUGCAGUGACAUCAGGACAGGCACAUUCGCAGCACAACCUUGCUCUCGGCACAACCCGUUCUCAUUGCUUGAUGAAUCUGCUGUUCUUCUGAAUCAGCUCAAAGUAAAGCUUAAAGUGACAAUGAAUUUAAAGGCCUAGAAGGAAAAAAGAAAUUUCAGUUUAACUGUAGAAGUAAUUGACCCUCAUAACACUAACAAAGUUUCUAGCUCUCUUUGAGAUUAAUUGGUUAUAAACUCUUUUAAUCCAUCAGUUCCUAUCAAGGUAGUUCAGAGCUAUCUCUGCUUAGCCUUUGGUUCAGAAUUGCCUGUGUGGCAUUCUGAUUGUAUGUAGCACUAUGCAGUGUUCCAGUACUGGAUCACUCAUCCAGGCUAACUUUUGUUUUGGUUUGGAAAAGUGGUACAGAACAGCAACAGUCUUCAGUGGCCUCUACUGAUAUCCUGAACCUUUCAUUGAUUAUGUGUUUUGUUUGAAGUGCACAUUUUCUUGGUUCCUCUUUAAUGAAAAGGACCUAAACACCAGUAAGGCAAUCUGAUGGUAGGAUAUUACUUCAUUGGUGCUUGUGAAGAUGGUUUUGGCUGGAUCCUGACUGGAAGGGGUGUCAGCCCCAGUUCUGGAGUGAACUGUAUCUACGUCGAGGCUUGACAAAUUCCAGGGGCCAGGGAGCCACAAUGCCUUGAAAUUUAACCGUGGCGCCUAGACUAGAAUAUCCAGAGGCAGAGUUAUUUAAUCUUUGUUUGUCCCAAGCAGCCCUGCUUCUCUUCUAAGCAGGUUAUUUGUAAAGGGGAUAAUCUAAUCUAAUCAAAUUUUCAGUCUUUGAUCAGCAUAAGGUAACCAGAACAUGGAGACUUUAAGCAGUUCGUGUGAUCACUGUAAGAGAUUCCCCUUGGGGGAUGGGGUCGCUCUGGGAAGAGCAGAAGGUUCCAGGUUCCCUCCCUGGCAGCAUCUCCAAGAUAGGGCUGAGAGAGACUCCUGCCUGCAACCUUGGAGAAGCCGCUGCCAGUCUGUGAAGACAAUACUGAGCUAGAUGGACCAAUGGUCUGACUCUGUGUGAAGCAGCUUCCUAUGUUCAGCUAUCACAGCGUAGAACUAUGUAAAACUAAAACGUUUUCAUAGUUAAAGGAGAUUAAAGCUAUAAUAGUUACUGUGGACUAUAGAAAUAAGCCAUAAGAUACUAAAAGGUUUUAUAGUGAAAAGAGAUUAAAACUAUAAAAAUUACUAAAAGCUGCAGGAUUGUAAAGAUUGCUGUAGGACUAAAAGCUAUAUGGAUAGAGCUGUAGAGAGUUAUAAAAUCAGUCUAAACGUUUAAGGAGAAGGUUAAGUGCCGUAUUGGAGCUCGUUAACACUUGCUGGUAGUCAAAUCCUGACACAUUUUACAUGGAUUUUCCUAACCCUGGAGAAGCUACUGCCAGUCUAUGUAGACAAAACUGAGCUAGAUGGAUUAAUGGUCUGACUUGGUAUAUGGCAGCUUCCUAUAUAUUCCUAUUUUUGUUGCAAUGGGAGUAGGUAGACGUUGGAUAUUAACAUGGGGCAAUGUCUGAAAUGGAUUGGUGUAGUGCUUAGAGUGCUGGACUAGGACCGGGGAGACUUGAGUUCAAAUCCCCAUUCAGCCAUGAUUCUAGCUGGGUGACUCUGGGCCAGUCACUUCUCUCUCAGCCUAACCUACUUCACAGGGUUGUUGUGAAAGAGAAAUUCAAGUAUGUAGUAAACUGCUCUGGGCUCCUUGGAGGAAGAGCGGGAUAUAAAUGUAAAAAUAAUAAUAAUAAAUAAAUAAAUAAUAGCUUGCAUCUUAAGCAGGGGUGGUCUUACUGGCACCGCACACAGGGUGGUAGAGACUAGCACUCCCAGUCCACCUUUGGGUCUACCUCUUCCUGUGUCUGCUUCUGCUCCUAAUGAGUAUGAGCUGAAUUCGUUGAAUGCUGGGUCUUCAGAAGUCCAGGUUUCUUGCACCAUUAUGAUUUUUAUUUUAUUUUAUUUUAAACACUUAUAUACCGCCCAAAAUGCAAGUCUCUGGGCAGUUUACAACAAUGAUGUCCUAUCUGGAGAUAAAGUCUAUGAAGGACACAUCCCGACAGCUGGAGUGCCAACCUGCCCCAUUCCAGGACAGCAGGGAGACCUUAUGCCGGCCUUUUGCACGUCAGUCUGUAGUUCUCUUGGCUGGGGCUACGUGGGCGGAAGGUGGAGUCUCUAGGAGAGCCAGCAUGGUGUAGUGGUUAGAGUGCUGGACUAGGACCGGGGAGACCCGAGUUCAAAUCCCCAUUCAGCCAUAAAACUAGCUGGGUGACUCUGGGCCAGUCACUUCUCUCUCAGCCUAACCUACUUCACAGGGUUGUUGUAAAGAGAAACUCAAGGAUGUAGUACACCGCUCUGGGCUCCUUGGAGGAAGAGCGGGAUAUAAAUCUAAAUAAUUAAAUUAAAUUAAAUUAAAUAGGGUGGAGUCCAGUGCAGUUGGCUCCAACGGCACUCCUGGGGGGUGGUGUAUUGAGUAACUGCUGCUCUAGAAACUCCACCGAUGAGGGGUGUGCUUGGAUCGUUUCAGUGCCUCUUUGGAGAGGUGUCAAAAUGACCCGGCCUCCUGCAGCUGGAACGUUUUGGUGCGGGGCGAGGGGUGCCUUUUGAAAAGGAGGCAGGCAGGUCCUACCUGCUCCUCCGGUGAGCUGUCGCACCCCCACCCCCAUUGUGGCACUGCCGUUCUUUAAAUCUAGGAAGGAAACCCUAUACAUUUUUUAAAAAAAACAUGUCUAUAAACUGUGUAUAAUAACCUGUAGAAAAUGUACACCCCCCCCCCCCGCAUUGUGGCACUCUCGUUCUUUAAAUCUAACCUGAAAGCAGCCACGGCACUGCUGCCCGCUCCAAACUGCUGCGCCGAUGGGAUACUGCUCCCGGCAGCCCUCGCAUGG
Messenger RNA from Hemicordylus capensis (graceful crag lizard), 5687 nucleotides. Its product is annotated as zinc finger protein 436-like. The coding region runs from base 395 to 2527 and encodes 710 amino acids. Gene Ontology annotation, biological process: regulation of transcription by RNA polymerase II. The transcript has 6 exons. Lineage: Eukaryota; Metazoa; Chordata; Lepidosauria; Squamata; Cordylidae. Gene Ontology annotation, molecular function: DNA-binding transcription factor activity, RNA polymerase II-specific; RNA polymerase II cis-regulatory region sequence-specific DNA binding. The record is from RefSeq and is a predicted model, not a curated record.